This is a messenger RNA of Prorocentrum cordatum, 3843 nucleotides long. The record is from the annotation of a GenBank genome assembly. Lineage: Eukaryota; Dinophyceae; Prorocentrales; Prorocentraceae.
AUGCUCGGGCCCUACACUGGGGAUUACACUGGUGGGUUCUGGAAUUCCCAGGCGUAUUUUGCGAGCGAUCCCGAGCUACAACACGCCAAGCAAAGCUAUGCAGACAGGCUUUUUGCACAACGCGACUUUGUGGGCCUGGCGGAAACCCACAGCACGCAUGGGAAAGUAUUGGCAUCCAGAGCCCUAGCGGGAGGCUGUUCUUUCUGGGCACAUGGCUCCAACUCUCAGGCCGGCAUCGGCUUGUUGUUGAAACCUGAGUUUGUGGAGCGGUUCAACCCCCCCGACGAGAACAGCUGGGUCGGGAUCGAAGCUGGUCGCGCGGCGAAGCUGUCCCUGCGAGGGCCCGGUGGCGCGCUCGAUGUCUUCGUCGUCUACCUGGCGUCGGGUUCUGCUUCGGAUAUCCGGUCUGCGCGGAGAGCCACUCUGACCCGUCUGGCGCAGCACGUGGAGCCACCAGACCGUGUACUCAGCAUCAUGGUGGGGGAUUUUAACUUCGUCGCGGACCGCCGGGACCGUUGGUCGAAGUCUGACGGCGCGUGGUCUGGGGACGCCGACCAGGCGGAGGCCAGACUCUUCCAGGCUUUGUUCUGCGGCCAGAAGGGCUUCCAAGAGCUCCACCAACCGCUCUUUACUCACGAGUGCGGCCUCGCGCGUUCCCGAUUGGACCGCGCCUACUCGAACCACGCCUUGGCGGACCAAUUGGACAGGCAUUACGGCCGAUACGUGUUGCCAGCGACAAACCUAUCAGCGCACCGGGCUCUAUCUUUCAGUCGUUCCACACCUGACACGAACCGCUGCGGGGGCACAGUCGUCACCACCCGAGCCACGGCCCACCCUGACUACGGAAGACGGGUUGCCUUGGAAUUUCAUUCUCUCCUUGCUUCCGACGAGCAGCCCGCCUCCCACAUGAGGCAAUUGGUCUUGGUCAAACGGGCCAUGCGCACGGUUUCCAAGGGCAUGCGUCGUGCCGAAGACGAGGCGCGCGCAGACGGCACCGACGAUCAAUUGGGUUGGGUGCUCAGCUUCGUCAGGGCCGCAGAGAGCGUGAAUCUUACAGGCAUGCGCCGGUGCGCCAAGGCAUACCCCGCCAUCUGCGGUUAUGUCAACUCCGAAGACCCAGAGGCCAGAACCAAACCCGGCUUCUGGCAGCUCAAGAGCAGAGCGGUGCAGCUGGCGCGCCAGGCCAUCACGGAGGAGAUAGAGGAUCUGCGCUCCAGGAAAGGGGAAGGCUGCGAGGCGACCCCCCACAGCAAGUCCAACAUCCUGACCAAAUUGAAGCGUCUUCUUCCUGGAGGCAGCACGACAGUGGCGGCCAUGCAGACCGAGAGCGGGGACGUCACGGACAGGGCAGACGAGAUGGCUGAAGCUCUCCGCGUGCACUGGGAGCGGGUUUUCAGGGCACCGCUGGUUGACAUGAGGGAGAUGCGACAGUGGCUGGGCUCCCUGCGCUCCGCUGCGCCUGGCGAAGAGGUGCAGGAGACUGAGGUGCACCCUGGCGACCCUCUCCGCAGGCGCCGCCGCCCCCGGCAAGCCGUCCCGAGCGAGGCUUGGAAGUGGCGGGUCCGCCGGUGCGACGUCGAGCAGGCGAUCCGCGCGGCCGGCGACACGUCGCCGGGCCCAGACGGGAUACCUUUCGCAGCGUGGAGAGCUAUCACAGGGCUGGGGGUCUCUAUCCUCCUCGGCGUCGCCAUGCAGCUGGAACGAGAAGACGCGCCGGAAGCGCUCCAGCAGGCGUACGCGGACGAGAGCGAGAGUGGCACGCACGGGUACAAUCUCGGCACACUGGUCUGCUUGCCAAAGGCACCCAGCGGGGAGGAUCCAGAGUUAGGGACGUACUUUCGGGCUGCGGACACCCGUCCACUCUCCAUUGUGAACUGCGACAACAGACUAGUCGCAAACGCGAUGAGACUACGCUGGGAGGAACACCUAAGCGGCUUCGUUCGCGAGAGACAACAAGGGUUUCUCCGGGGCCGCUCUAUCCUGAAAGAUUUACUCGAGGUCGAGACGGCAAUGAUGCUUCGCUCCCUGCAGGACGACAAUGCCGCGGCGGUGUUUCUCGACUUCGCUGCUGCGUUCCCCUCCAUCUCUCAGCAAUACAUUCACGAAUGCUUGGUGCACAUUGGAGUCCCCGCUAAUGCAGUCAAUGCGUUUCAGAGUCUGUACAACGAGUGCCGGUGCAACGUGUCUGUGAAGGGGCAGACGUUUGUCGGCUUCAGCAUGUCUUCAGGCGUUCGGCAGGGGUGCCCCCUCAGCCCACUCAUCUAUGCCGUCGCCGCUGAGCUCCUCCUGGACGCCAUCGAGGAGAGGACGCCAGAGGCUUUCGUGAGGGCCUACGCGGACGACACGGCCUUGGUACUUCAGGAUUUCUGGAAGGCUGCCCCGGGCUUGGCCGACACGUUUGCAGUCUUCGAAAGGAUAUCUGGCCUCAGGCUCAACAUGACGAAGUCCUAUGUGAUCCCCCUCAACGCAGCUACGUUCGACGCCUUCGAGCGCAGGAAAGCGAGCGAGGUCCCUCAGUGGGCCACAAUGCCCGUGUGUUCCAGUUGUAAAUAUCUCGGCUUUCAGAUGGGCCCCGGCAAGGGCGACUCUUCGUGGAACAAGCCGUGGCAGAAAUACUUGGGGCGGGUAGAUAUGUGGCAAGACCAACCUUUGGGACUUCACUGGAACGCGAGGGUCUACAACACGUUCGCGGUUCCAAUAUUGGGCUACGUCGCUCAACUCGAGACGCCCCCGGCUUGGCUGGUCAAGUCGGCCGGCCACUCCCUGCGGAAGGCGGCCAGAGGCCCCGGCGGGUGGGCAGCCUCCGAGGACCUGUGGGCGCUGAGGGAGUCCUUCGGGUUAACAGCCUCCUUCACCAACAUCCAGUGGUAUGCCCUGGCGGCCAAGAUCCGGGUGGUGCAGUUCGACAGGGCCUGCGCGCCAAAGGCUUGCUUUCUGGCGGACGUGGAGCGACUGCGGGAAGCCCUGCGCAGCCCUCCGCGCGACCACUCUCGAUUUGCGUGGAACGACUGGUACAGCCGAAGCUUCAUCCUGGCCUUGGCCCAGGCGGAGAGCGAGCUCCAGCAUCACCACGCCACGGUGGAGGGUCUGCGACGAUCACGCCCGUCUGGCGACCGAGCAAUUGAGCGGGACACGGCGUGGCGGAAGGAUUGCCAACGCACGGUGUAUGCUUAUUUGGCGGCCCGCAUGGCGCCAGACCCCACAAUGCGACUGCGGGCGAAACUCCAGAGAUGGGAGUUGGAGGACGGACGCCGCCACGCAGUCAUCUUCGGCAGCGUGCAGGAACGCACGCCUGCCUGGCAGGGCCGCCGCGCAUCCCACCUGCUGCAGGUCUUGGGUAGCCUCUCGCCGCCGCGGGUCCAGGCAGCAGUCUUCUCGACGCUCUUCAAUCGAUGGACCACAGCUCGGCGAUUCCAGGGCCGCGCGCGGUGCCUCUUUGGCUGUGGUGACGGCUCCGAGGACAGCAUCGAGCAUUACUGCCGCUGCAGAGCCGUACGGACAGUGUUUCAGCGCAAGUUGCGCCUCGACCCAGGCGUUUUCUGCAACCUCCACACAUUCCUGCUGGUCAACCCGCGCAUCCGCUCGAAGGAGGUGCUGUCCCUGCUCGGCCUUGCCAUCUACGCGGUGUACACGUGCACCAACACGAUGACACACCGAGGGCGGUGCGACUUCGAGGUCGCGGUCGACGCAAUCACCCAGGCACAUCACGCGCAACACAACGACUACCACGAGCAGCACAUCGAGCACAAGGAGCUGCACGGCGGACACCACUGGCAACACGACGGAUAUCACGUGCAGCGCGCUCACUUCGACAUCUCCGAGUCGAUCCCUGGAGCCUCGUGA